Molecule: messenger RNA, 2014 nt
Organism: Amoebophrya sp. A120
Lineage: Eukaryota; Dinophyceae; Syndiniales; Amoebophryaceae
Source: the annotation of a GenBank genome assembly
AGAUGAAACAUAAAGUAGCGUCGUGAAAUGUAAGUGGUACUACUACAUUCAGAUUCACAUGUGGGACUAAACUGCCUGUCCUGCACCCUUCUCCGGGGCGAAGGCCCGAGGAGCCGAAAGAAUUGAGCUGCUUGAUAUCAAACUAAUUAUCCUUGGCGAAAUGCCUUACUUUGCGUCCGCUAUCGGGAAGGUAUUUGUUGGCCUGAGUUUAUCCUUUCCGAACACGUUCCCCGCCGACAUUUGAUGUCGUUGUCCUCCGCCGAAUGACGUCCCACAAUCAAUUGAUUUCUUGGCAUUGGUACAAAUUCUGGGCAAAAGGCACCUGCUUAGUUUGGCUGGGUGUGUUUGUCAUGAGCAUGAUCUUCUAAACCCCAUGGCCAUAGGAAACAGGCCUUUCAAUAUGCGACGAAGCGACCGAAUCUUGGUUACAUUGCGGACACAGAUAGAUGUUUCCUGCGCCGGGAACAAGUUGUAUAGCGCCGGAGCUUCAAUGCAUGCAGUCACACUUAUUGUUUGGCGCUUUUCUACUUCUACUUAUGGGCAAUCCGCAGAGCUUUGUAUUUUGAUUUUCUUUGUCUUCCUCUUCGCGUCAAAAAGACAGCAUCCUUGAUGCGUUGAUGUCGUUGUGUCGUGGACGUUUUCACUAAGGAAGGAUAUAUUUAUCACGCUCCGCGCACUUUUGCGAUUAAUGAUGUGGCUGGCGGGAAACGCAUCAAGUCCGAACAGCGCCGGGAGGAGGUUUCUGUGCGGUUCGACGCUACCAUGUCGCGUGUGGAAAACGCGAACGAGCCGGAUAACCCGGGCGACUACAUGGACGAGCCUUUACGUCUUGACCUGACGCAACCACGAACGGCCGACGCGGAGACGGGGCCGUCUGGGACAGACGAGUACUCGGAUGAAAUCGAUGACGAUAAUAUUGACACGUUACGCGUUUUGCCCUUGACAGCUAAUACGGGCGACGUGGAGCAGGAGGCUGGCGCGGCUGAAUUACCCGGCCGGCACCACUCGUACCUGCAGAUGGACGAAGUUGUCACUGCAAGUAGCAAGCAGAAGCAGGGGAAACGCAGGGAGAAACCCAGAUCGGUGCUGCAGCUGUUCGAGCGUCUGCAAAAGCAGAAGCCAAACAUCGGAGGUCAAUUUGGUCAUCAGCCUCAGUCACAGUAACAUGAGAACAUUAAGGACCUUGGACGCGACCGGGCCUUGCUGGUCCAAUGGCAUGUGGCCAAGGGAGGUAGGUCUCGCCCUUGCGCAAUUUCUGGGCUUCGUGUGAUGCACUGCGGGGCGUGCACCUGAAGAAGAACCCAGAGCACCACACGGAGGACAAACCUUCCGCAUUCGCAUAUAUUGUGUGUGAUGCAAACAAAAUCUUUCAUCUCGGUGCGGGGGCCAACAAGCGCCCGAAAGUCGUUUCGAAAUCGUCGAGAGAAAACACGCACGCCCUCAAGUUCUCCCGGCACCAGCAAUACUGCUGGCAUGCCGCCGAGAGCGACGAGUGUGAUGCGGGGCCGCGUCGCAGCCGCGCCUGGUUUUCGCUGACAUGUGCCGCUGCCGAGCUGGGCGCGAAGCAUGACAAAGCAAAGCUCCUCCUUGGUUGCACUUGUCCUGAACAUCUGGACGGCCCCCCUCCUGUGUGCCGCUUCUUGGAGAAUAAGUACUUAGCGGAAGCCAACUCGCUGCGCAGGCGAGAGGGGAUCUGCAUGUCUUGCGGAGCCUGUAUCUGCAGGUGCAGGGCCAGGGGCGCAUGGGCGCCGGCUUGUACGCGCCAACUGCUAUCCCCGGUCACGUGCCGCCCGGCCAGCUGGACGUAUCUCCCCGGCCGCGUCGACUUUCCUUGCAUCACGAUGUUGACAACGAACGCGGCUGCGUUUUCGCGCAUGCAGUGCAAAAAACCCAUGGGCAUGUUCCACCUUUUGUGAAAUGUAAGAACGAUGAGGAUUGUCUCGUGUACCACACGGCGUAUCAAGAGGAACCGCGCACAUGCACAUACCCCACAAACCUUGAACGCAUCGUGUAA